Molecule: messenger RNA, 381 nt
Organism: Ilex paraguariensis (yerba mate)
Lineage: Eukaryota; Viridiplantae; Streptophyta; Magnoliopsida; Aquifoliales; Aquifoliaceae
Source: the annotation of a GenBank genome assembly
AUGGCAUGGAGAUCUCCUUAUCAGUUGCAUACUGGGUCUCAGGAUGGUGUGGUUGAGACUCUAAAAUGGCGUGACUUUAGGAUGGCAUGGUUGACUCCUUGGCACCGGGAUGGCAUGGCCAACUCCUUGACUCCAGGAUGGGGUGACAGACUCCUUGGCUCCAAGAUGGCGUGGUCGACUCCUUGUGAGCUGAGCUGGGUCUCAUCUGGGUCAUGCCCAUUGAGGGCAUUAGCAGGGAUCAUUGUCCGAGUUGACCAUGUCCAUCUGGUUGGCCUUAAAUUCUUUGAUGAGAGUGAUAGAGGGCGCUCGAGGCUUCAGGCUACUGAUGUACAGAUGCCAAGAAGGAACGCCAGAGACAGGGUGCUAGGAGAUGGGCACUAG